Molecule: messenger RNA, 14686 nt
Organism: Paramuricea clavata
Lineage: Eukaryota; Metazoa; Cnidaria; Anthozoa; Malacalcyonacea; Plexauridae
Source: the annotation of a GenBank genome assembly
CUCAUUUCUCUUGGAUUAAAUUCUUUCUGUAUUUUUCAACAAAAAUUUCAAUCUCAUCAUACGGACGUAAUUUUUUUCAAGUUUAUACAUUCUAUUUGCUUUCCAUUAAGUUACUUACCACGACUGGUGCAAGAAACAUUGGAAGGAUGUUAUAGUACAGGUUUGCACACUUUAUUUAACAUUACUGUUUACAUUUUGGGCAAUUAACGGUGUCAGUUGCCACGGAAUUAAAGAACACCACAAAGGAAUAGUGCUUAAAUAACAGGAAUCAAGGUAAUUGAGCGGAAAAGAUCUUGAAAAUGUCGUCGAAUAAGGACAAUCGUAUCAUUAUGAAGUAUCCUCAGGUAAGAGCAAGGAAAAAUCUAAUUUAAUAAGUUAAUAUUUUAAAAGAUUUAAUUAUUUGUUUUAUAUACAUUCAUUCAUGUUGCAAGAAUCUGAAAAUUUCAGAGAAAAUUUCUGAAAUUUUCACCACAUUAUGUGUUGGUCCAGUGUAGGUGGUGUUCAGCAGUGAGCUGCCAUGGUUUGUGUCUGAAGUGCAUACAAAGAUGUUAGAAACGAAUCAUUUUGACAUAUCUAGCCGAGGGCUUUGUCAAGAGAUUUAUAGCGAUGCAAAGGGCCUACACUUGUGGGCUCUCAAAGUUUGUCACUGAUUACUUUAAAAUAUACUCUAUGUGCAAAUCCGUGUUGCAAUUUUUACUUUACAAAAUGACAGGGAAUCGUAAAGAUGAACUACUGUAACGUGAUAUGAAAACUUACAAAUUAAACAAACGAGCAAUGUUUUGCAUGUCUAGUAAUGGUGAUAUUUUACUCUUUCCUAAACUGCAUUCUACUCAAAACUGCAUGGUUGUUUUAGGUUUUCUUAAUAAUCAUCCCUUUUCAAAAUGAACUUCAGCUAAUGCUGCCAUGAGUCCUACACAACGUUAAGUUUUAUGGCUAAAAAUCAACCAGUGUGCAUUCCACGCACUCCACGCCGGAUAUAUCCAGCAUGAGGUUACAAAAUUGUUGGCGUAAUGGUGUGAGAUCACUCGAAAACAAGUGAUUAGUUUGUGCCUGAUUUCAUGGCUACAUGUAAAUUGACAGUACAUGCAGUACAUAAAUUAACUUAAAAACACACCAUAUGAGCUAUUUUCAAAACAUGAAUUUAAGUUCCCAAAAUUGAAAAUCUCCAAUGUAUUGGCGUAAAGGUUCGUACAUGUUGGCAUAUCUCUGGCAUAAGUUUACAUGGAAUGCACCCUGGAAAAUCAAUCAAGUAAAAAAUGGGGAAAAUUGGAGACUAAUUAUUUUAUCUGACACUGCCAAACAUUGUCUUCCUAGUAAAAUGAUUCCUUUAACUAUAGACAAACACCUACUCAGCUGACAACUGCUUAUUUGAAAUAAUUCUAAAUGCCCUGACUUGAAACAUGUCAUGUCUAUUUUCUGUAUUUAAUUUUUUUUUCUUUUGUUGGGAUUUGCUUAAAAUGAAGUAAUACACAUAUUGUGUGGGUCAUUCCAGAAAACAUCCCACACAGAGGACAUUGGAAGUAUCCCUUUAAGAUGCCCUAGUACAUUUUACUACUAUCAGAAAUACAGUAGAUUUCCCCCCUACUCCUCCGGAUGGCAGAAAUAUUCGCUGUAGGAAUGACCCAAUCGUGGCUUGACCAUUAACCCAUUGUGUGCCAGUACUCUGAUGCUCUCCAUUUGAUGAGUAGGAUCGUCUGGCGUUAGCAGUGGCGUGCUGGGUACUAUUUUUCUGGGGGGGCCAGUAGGCUGUCAACAAAUAUGCGCCCCUAUGUUUCGCUUGAUAAACGAGGGCCAAAGGCACGAGCCGAGCGCCGCAGGUGCGAGGUUUGUCUAGGGGGGUCCGAGGGCAUGCCCCCCAGGAAAAUUUUUGAAUUUAGAGUCUCUGAAAUGCCAUUUCCUGGACUUUGGGGGAAGAUUUGACAGAAAUCUGAUGGUCAGGAAACGGCAUCGUGUCGAAAUUUGUAAUUUGGUUUGAAUUUAGUAGUAGUAGUAGUAGUAGUGGUACUUAUAUUAUGCAAUGCUAACAACUUCCAGCGAUUAAUCUACAGUAAUCCCAAUUCUAUUCUCUACUGAUCUAGUGAUCUGAAUACAAUUACAACAUACAGCUCUUUUAUACAAUAACACAUGGACCCCACGCAUAUGCAUUUUAAGGUUUCCCUGCCUGGCUGCCAAAAGGGCGCGUUUCAGAAUUAUUUCAUUACUCACAUUACUCAUGAUGUUUCUAGCGCAAACAACUAAAUUGCGUACCCAACUUUACAUUAAUAUCAUAACCUUAAACUAUCUAAUUUGCGCCGCUCUUGUGAUUCGUAAUAAAGGGCAGUGAAGCAUAAUAAAGGGCAUACAUAAUACCAGCAAAAAAGGGCAUAAUUCCUGUGAUCGCUUCGAAACCUGACCAAUAUUCCGGUGAUGAGACAUUGCGUGUGAUCACAGUUCAUGUUUCUAUAUGAACGAUUUUGUGUGUGUUGUGAAGUAGCAAAUUAGCAAAUACGGUUAGACAAAAUAGUUUGUAUAAUUUAAUAUAUCACUUUGUCGCCUAUGCGCUUAGUCUGUUUUAUAAGCCUAUAAACACAUCUUUUCUCGGAGGAAGUAAAUAUAUUUUUUCGAAUGCGUUUUUUCCAACCCACUUUCAAAACUUGGCGCGGGAUCGGCGCUCCCUUUUCAUUUUUGCGCCCUGCAAGAAUUGCCAGCUGGGGGGGCUGUGGUCCCCCGGCCCCCCCUGCCAGCACGCCACUGGGCGUUAGACAGAGUAUAAUACUAAAGUAAGGCACAUUGCUACUUAAUGACUUAAAGGGUUAAUAUCUAGGGAUCAAUACAAGCAUUUUAGUCGACUACUUUUUUUUCGGAAGUUCUAAGAUUAAGUUUUCGAAGGAGACUGUUACCCCACUGUCACCGAAACCUUGACUUUGUCUCAAUAAAAUAACAUUUGCCGCUUUCAGACAGCCCUUUUGAGCAAAUAUAUAACCGUUUUAAAACAGGUUUUUAUUGGCAUGUUGAAGAAUAUACAACGAUCAAGUACUUUCUUCCUUUUACAGUUAAAUUAAUUAUUCACAUUUGCCACAAUAUCUUCAAAGCAUAUUGUAAAAAAACCCAUAAAAUUUUAUGGGAAAAAAUUGAAUUUCAAAACUCAUUUGAAGAUUGAGUCUUUACUGCCUUGCAUGGGUAGUAGAAAAGUGCUGGGCAUGUAUUAAUCGCUGAGUAUUAAUAGUUGGUUUUACCGUUUUAAUAUAGGUAACAAAAAAAGCAACUUAAUUUACCAUGAAAAAUGUCUAAUAAUUUAUAAAUUUAAACCUAUGCAUGCUACAUCUCAAUUUGUAACUUUAUCACAAAAAACAAUGUGUAAUGCGAUAUUUGAUAUUGGCUACGAUAUAUUGGCCUGAAUUAUGUUAUUUGUGUUGGAGUAAUGCAUUACUGUACAUAACACCUGUAAUGCAAUAUUUGAUAAAAAAACCUAUAAUUCUGCAAUAUAAAAACAACGUGUAAUGCAAUAUUUGAUAUUGGCUACGAUAUAUUGGCCUGCAUUAUGUUAUUUGUAUUAGAGUAAUCCAUUAUUACUGCAGAUUCGGGAAGACUGAUUAUUGUGUGCAUUACAACAGUAAUACAUUAUGACAUUUUCUAGGCAGCUUGAUUGACGUUGUCAACAAAUUCAACAUUGCCAUUCAUGGCGGGAAUGUUGCAGUUUACGAACAAGGAAAAGCAUUAUCGAGCGAAACCAGAAGAAGUAUUAUUGACAAAAUAAGGCAUGACUAAAACCACCGAAAUUCAACAAAUAUUACGUUUUUUGGGCCGUAGGUUUGGGCAAAUUUAUGAAUAUCAGGGCCGUAGGAAGCUCUUUUCAAUUGGCGGGGGGCUGAAAGCGAGGGCCAAAGGCCCAAGGAAAUUUUAAAAUUUAAAGUCUCUGAAAUGCCAUUUUCUGGACUUUGGGGAAGAUUUGACGGAAUUCUGAUGGUCAGAAAACUGCGUUUUAGUAUGUCGAAAUUUACUAUUUAGUAGUACUAAAUGGGCGAAGGCAUAUUUAAUUAACUAUAUAUUGGAUAAGUUGCUGGAAAGUAUGGGUAAUAUCUUCAUUCUUUGCAGUUUGUCAUGGAUUAAAUGAUAAAGGUCUGCAUGAUUUUGAAAAAAGAAUUGGGGGGGGGGCUGCACCCCCAGCCCCUCGGUUGUUACGGCCCUGAACAUGAUGUUUUUCGCACAAUACAUAUAUAAACCACACCAUCGCAAUUUCAAUCAACCUGCCCAGAAACAUCAUAAUGCGACUGUUGCAACACACACAAUAAUUUAAUGUGUUAAACAGUCUUCCCGAAGUCAAGUAUGGGCCCUACUUCAUUAUUUUACUCUGCCUAAAGCCAGACAAUUUUACUCCUCAAAAGAAGUGAGCUGUUCGCUCAUUGGGUUACAGGUAAUCUAUGUGAAGCGUUCCUCUUUUGAGUUCUUAAGUUGAUUGCAAAAUUCCUCAUUGCCUUUGCAAAUUUGAAAAACUCCCAUGCAAAUCCCUUAAGGGAAUUUGCAAUGUUCCUAAAAGCCAAUUAAAUUUUCCUCAGUUCCUGUUAGAAGUUCUUAACUUCUUGUUACGAGUUUCUAACUUCUUGUUCUGUUCUGCGCGUUGUAAUUGGCUAACAAAAAUAAUCCACCACCAUGACUAUGCUCAGAACAGAACAGAACAGAACAGAACAGAACAGAACAGAACAGAACCGUACAGUACAGUACAGUACAGUACAGUACAAUACAGUACAGAACAGUACAGAACAGAACAGAACAGAACAGAACAAUACAGAACAGAACAGAACAGAACAGAACAGAACCGUACAGUACAGUACAGUACAGUACAGUACAGUACAGUACAGAACAGAACAGAACAGAACAGAACAGAACAGAACAGAACAGAACAGAACAGAACAGAACAGAACAGAACAGAACAGAACAGAACAGCACAGCACAGCACAGAACAGCACAGAACAGAACAGAACAGAACAGAACAGAACAGAACAGAAUAGAAUAGAAUAGAACAGGAAGUCAGGAAAUUAAAAUAGGAGUUACAAGGAAGUUUCUCUGCAUUGGAAUAUUGCAAAUUCCCUCAAGGGGUUUGCAAAGAGAUUUUCAAAUUUGCAAAGGUAAUUAGGAAAAUUCCAAAUGAGUUCGGAAUUCAAAAGAGGAACGCUUCACAUAGUUUACCUGUAAGGAAUUAUUUUAUAUAUAUAUCUUCAUAUUUCUUCUGCCACAGCCAUACAACCAGGAGACAGUGGUUCGAAAACAGACAAAUUUUAGUUUCAAGACAAGAGAAGCUGUGGAAUCUGGAGAAUUAUUCGAAACUGUUGGGUAAGACCAUAGUCUGUCAAGAUAUGAUGGUCUGGAAGCCAUCGGCAAAACUGCAAAGCCACAAAAUAGAAGACCUUUGUUUGGCAGGGGCAAAACUAGCCCCUUUAAAUUAGGGGGGUGUCUGGCAGAAUUGCCCUGCCAAAACCAAUGAUGCCCUGCAGCCUGCAGUGCCAGCGCUAAUACAAUAUAUCACUAAGCUACAUGUAUAAUUGAACUGCCAAUGUACAUGCAUACGAACUGCUUAUUGUUUGCUAGCUGUAAUAAGUUACUUAAUAAUUCUACAUUCUAUCAUUUAAAAUUGCACUCAUAAUUCAUUAAAAUCAUUUAUUUUAUUGGAAAUUUGCCCUGCCAAUCGGGAUGAUUCGUAUUUUGGGUGGGUGUCACCCCCCCAAUUUUGCCCCCUGCAUUUUGGGUAUGACUAAAAGGAGAGUUCAGAUUUUGGAUAGUUAAGUUUGAACCACACCCACUUUUCCCAAUGACCACACCCAAUUUCGUAACUCUCCCAAUGAUACACACCAGUUGGUAACAAGCUACUUUUUACUUUGGUAGUCCACAACGGAGUAUUUCAAAACGUGAUCAGCGUUAACUUUAAAAUAAUAAUCAGACUCAGCUAUGGCCUCGCUUAAGGAUCAUUUCCACUCAAGAAAAUUUUCCGAAAAUAUCAUUGUUAAAAGUUAAAAAUUUUCAACUUCAAAAUUUUUUUCCGACGGAAAAUUUGUGUCUGCCAAUCACAUUUUACAAAUUUUUCUUUCAGCGGAAAAUUUUCCUGAGGUGGAAAUGAGCCUUAAUGCCUGUGGGCUAACAGUGUUCUGUAAAAACUACGCAGAAUUCGAAGUUAUGAAAACUAUCUCGAGAAUUACCCACUAUUUAAUUGACGUCAGGGUUUUUUUGUAAAGACGUCAUAUUGACGUCUUUGACCUUUCUCCAAAAGAACACAUACAUAACUUACUUUGCCACCGAUGUAAGUUGCAUGCAGUAUGUAUGCAUCAUACACAGGCUUUUAGUCAGAAGGGCGUCCUGGGACGCCCAUAGAACAAACAAUGGACGCUUUUGGACGCCCAAAUUCUGGGGGAAAAGGUAUAUUAUUUUCAACAAUUUCCCUAAGUAUAUUAAUAUAUCUGAGACGAAAUAGCUUCAAUUCUCAUUAUUAUUAUACAUUUGACAUUUUGAUCAAUUUGAUAGUGUACCCGGCCGAAUGAAAAUGUUGUAGUUAAGUAAAGCAGCAUAGCGGCACAAACUCGGUGCUCACAAAAUUUCGAACGAGCUUGGAACAGAUACUGAUAUGAAGUAACGUACGUAAACUUCAAAGGUUUUUCAGAGGAAUGUUUUCUCGAACCCCCUUUACUGUACAUGUAUUGUUGUACCAAAAUUGGACGCCCUCUUUUAGGACCCUGGUUAAAAGCCUGAUUUUGCCUCAAAGCGGGGAUAGCGCUCGUGUAGGGAGAUAAGAAACUUUAAAAAUCUUACAGUAUGUCUUGUCACGUGUGUUGAAGAUUAUACCACAAACUGACACAAUUAAACUCCCUAAUGAUAAAGAAAGGCAACGUAUCUCGUGUUUUCCCUGGAAUAUAUUGCAUGGUUUGUAUUUUUUCCCCAUUCUUUAUUAUCAGGAUGAAGGUUUGUAAGACGAUAGUUAUUGGUGAUGUUGCUGUUGGGAAGACAUCUUUGGUCAACAGGUAAUCAGUUAUCUCUCCAGGGGCCGGUUGUUCAAAGGUGGAUGAGCGCUAACUCAGGGUUAAAAUUUAACCCGCUGUUUUAGUUUGCAUAUUUCUGCAUGUCCAUUUAUUUCAAAAAGUCAGAAGAGAAAACUCCUGUUGAUCCAGACAUGAUUUGUGAAGAAAUAUUUCCAAAUUUAUAACCAAGCUGUUGGUUAGUUUACUUUGAAUUUUAAGUUAACCUAGGGUUAAGCUAAUCGGCUUUUGAACAACUGGCCCCAGGGCUUGAAGAAAAUAUUGAGGGAAAAUCGAGUGGCGGAUAUAGUGUGAUGGUGCAAGGGGGCGCGCACCCCACCUAGUAGUGUCUGGUACCACCUAGAGAAGUCCAGCACCACCAUAAAAAAUCUGCUUGACCAUACAUUUUCUGCUUUUCGAAUAGCGAUUAGAGGACAUUCUGCUGUUAGCGUGUGUCGAUUUCUUGAAACGAUCUAGUUAAUUUGUGAACUCACGAGAAAAUACUCGGAAUACUUUAGUUGAAUAUCAUGGUUAAAUACAUAAACAUGUCGAGGUUGUUAUACAGCCAUAUUUUCAAAUAUACUGUACUUGAACAAGCAAAUUUACUGUUCUGUGCUACAGCAACUGUCCAGUCGCGCAUACGUGAUAAAAAACCGAUAUGAACUUUAUAAACAUAAGAUAAUGUAAAACGGAACGGCGAACAUGCAGAUUCGGCCAUCUCAAAUAAUGGUAAUGUUGCGAUAGUAGCGUUGCAGACUGCAGAGGAGAGUGGACAGUAAGGCUCCCUCAUGCACCACCCCAUGGAAAACCUGCACCCCUCCUUGCAGAUGAGGCUAGAUCUGCCCCUGGGAAAAUCGUUUGCUAUAUGUCAAUAUUUUUUAUAAUUUGCACCAUUUUUUUUUCAGAUACUGCAAGAAUGUUUUUGAGACGGACUACAAGGCGACAAUUGGAGUUGAUUUUCAAAUGGAGAUUUACAAUAUUUUAGGUCUACCUUUUAGUAUGCAAAUGUACGUAUUCUUUAGAUUACCCCAUUGAGUGACAGCAUAGUCGGACACAGGGACGUCGCUACCUGGGGGUGGGGGUGUAAAACCCCUCCCCCAAUAAUUCAAACGUUGGUCAAAGUUGGUCAAAAUGGAACUGGUAUUUGCUCAAAGUUGGUCAAACUGGAACUUAUAUUUGCUUAAAAUUUAAGGUCAAAGUCGGUAAAUUGUGGUGAAAAAUUGGCAAGCCUUGCUUAUUUUGGUCGAAAAAUGUUUAAAUAUGCUUAUAUUAGUCCGGAAAAUCCCCCCCCCCUCAACCCCCUGUCGACAACAUUUCCGUGAAAUUUUUUUACGACUUGGACAAAAUUCUAUUAAAUGUUGGUCAAAACAUGACGACCCCCAAUGUUGAUGCCUUAGCGACGUCCCUGAUCGGACAGAAGUAAUAGACCUCAUUAUCUAUGUUUUUGUCUUGGUUUAUGCAGAAAUGAUCAGUUCAUCGUCACGUGUGUAUUGUAUUUUCGCCAGAGCAACUAAUAGCUAUGCUUUCAUUUAACCAUUGUGUACUAUCACGACUGGGUAAUUAAACCAACACACUUCUAUUGGUCGAGUUUCCUAACCUUCUAAUUCUAUUUUCUAUGGUGGCAGCACUCUCCCCUUGACGAGUAAAAUCGUUUGGCGUUAGACCGAGUAAAAUAAUAAAGUUGAGCGCAUUGCCACUGAGUUAAAGGGUUAAAAGUUGUUGUGAGUUUUGUGUGCAAAAACACUUUGUUUUGGCAUAAUUGUGUUGUUUACACCUGUUAUAGCUUGCUAGUAAAAGAAAAUGUUGCUGAAAUUACUACUCAAUUUUUUUUCUAGGUGGGAUACUGCUGGUCAAGAACGAUUUAAAUGUAUCGCAUCGGCUUACUAUAGAGGAGCCCACGGUACUGUUCAUACUACUACGUUAACUGAUAUACAUAACUUAAUUCGCAACCUCGUAUCCAGGGUCCUCCCGUGCGAAGGUAAGACCCUGCGUACGAAGUUGCUUAAUUUAAUGGACCAUUCCCCCAAUUAACCAAAAUUUUGAACUCGCCAAGUCUUGACAAAAAAUUCAUCACAGCUUGAAAGAGCAUCACAAAAUUAGUAAUAUUCCAAAGUUUCGUUGCAAAAUGUUGUAAAAUGCGGAUAAUAUAGCCUUGCGAAGUUUGCAAUUUUCAGUCAUUUUAGAUUACAAACGGGAAAUGGUUACCACUUCUGUGCGUAAUACAAAAUGACUGAAAAUUACAAACUUCGCAAGGCUAUAUUAUCCGCAUUUUACAACAUUUUGCAACGAAACUUUGGAAUAUUACUAAUUUUGUGAUGCUCUUUCAAGCUGUAAUGAAAUUUUUGUUUAGGCUAGUUAAGGUCAAAAUUUUGGAAAAGUGGUAUCUAUUUCCCGUUUGUAAUCUAAAAUGACUGAAAAUUGCAAAUUUCGCAAGACUAUAUUGAUUUAUAUUAUCCGCAUUUUACAACAUUUCGCAACGAAACUUUGGAAUAUUACUAAUUUUGUGAUGCUCUUUCAUGCUAUGAUGGUAUUUUGUCUAGACUUGUUGAGAUCAAAAUUUUGGUUAAUUGGGGAAUGGUCCAUUGGCUGGUGAAGGCACGCAGUCUUUGGGUGCCAUCUAGUAUUUAGUAUGAUUUGAUCUAAGUACAACAUCAAAUCCUUAGGAGGUGCAAGAUAUGUGGUCAUUUUAAAUCGUUUUGUAUUUUUUCAUAUUUAGUUAUCGUGGUUGUUUUUGAUCUCAGUGACAUCAAAUCAUUAGAAGGUGCAAGGUAUGCGAUAAUUUUUAUUCAUCCUAAAUUAACAAUACAUCAUUACCUUUCAUUUUACAUAAUAUGCUUCUGUACCAAAUGUCAGAUAGUCAGAGGCGUAACUAGAUGCGAUAAUUGGGAGUGCAUAUUCAUAUAUUCAUGUUCACAUACCGUAAAAACAAUCCCUUUCUAAACAAAUCAGUAAGGCAGAACACGAAUAUAUGAAUAUGCCCCCCCCCCCACAAUUAUAGGCUUUCUCUUCUUGUAACAUUUGAUCAAAUUGAGAAUAGUUCUUACAGAUUAGUCAGAAUCUCUACGGCAUAGCUGCAGAAGUUAGGCAGCCAUAAAGCGACUACAGUAUCUUCAUAGACGAUGGGGCUAACUCUAAAUUAGAAAUGUGUGCUUCCUGCACAUCAAUCAAAUCUACAGUCAUGCUCUAAGAUAAACAGUUUUCAAUUAAUGAUAAAGCUAUUUAAUGUGAACAAUUUCUGUUCUUCUCCAGGCGGUGGCUUAAUGAGGCAAUAGCGGAAAAUUCUAGUCAUUCACCCGAUAUUUUUCUUGUCGGGUCAAAGAAAGAUCUUUUGGUAAGAGAAUUAGCUACUAUAUACACACGUAAAACGCUCUUGAAAGAUAAUGUUACAGGUCUGCAAACAAGUUGUUACAGGUCUGCCAAAAAGUUGUUACAAAUUUGUUCACAAACUGUCGACAAGUUGUGUUCGCACUGCUUGUUCCCAGUUGUUGUAACAAGUUUGAUGGCAUUAUCAGACUUGUUACAAGGUUGUUCUAACAAGUCUGAUACAGUCGUGAUAUAACAAGAAUGUUACAAGGUUGACGACACGAAGUUGUAACAAUAUUGUUAUAUCAUGACUGUAUCGUACUUCUUGGAACAACCUUGCAACAAGUCUGAUAAUGCCAUCAAGCUUGUUACAGCUUGUUCCAAACAGCGAACACAACUUUUUAGCGGCGUGUUGGCAGACAUCCUAUACAAGUAAAAAUGCACAAGUUGUUACAAGUCUGCAAACAAGUUGUUACAAAUCUGUUCACAAGCUGUCGACAAGUUGUGUUCGCACAGCUACAAGCUUGUUGGCAUCAUCAGACUUGUGACAAGGUUGCUCUAACAAGAAUGUUACAAGGUUGACGACGCAAGGCUGUAACAAUAUUGUUAUAUCAUGACUGUAUCGAACUUGUUGAAACAACCUUGUAACAAGCUUGAUAAUGCCAUCACGCUUGUUCCAAGUUGUUAACAGCUUGUUACAAACUUGUUGACAACUUGGGACAAGCAGUGCGAACACAACUCGUUGACGGCUUGUUGACAGACUUCCUACAAGAUGUGAAAUUUUUACGCAUGCAUGUACAAUUCGCCCUUCACGAAAAUUGCUAGCAGUUGUUUUUUAUUUCUUCCAAAUUGCGUUCAUGCGUGUUAUAACGUAUUUUCUAAUAUUUCAGAAACAAAUUGAUCUAGAGAAAAUGGAAGAAUAUGCUGUGGAUUUUGCUAAAGAAUUUAAUGCUGAGUAUUGGAGUGUCUCCGCUAAAUCAGGUUUCGUAUAUUUUGAAUAAUAACAUCGACCUUCCAUGAAUCAUGAAUAAUAAAAACACUAGACUUGACUACUUGCACACAUAAAAAUCUCACAACUUGUCAACAAAAGAUGUGUUCGCAACAGGCUUGCAGCAAGCUUGUCAACAAGUUGUAACAAUGUUGUUAUUUUAUCAAGUUGUACAAGGUUGUUACUCGCUUCUUGUUGACAAAUUGUUGAAUUAUAGGACGAUAAGAAGACAACCUUGUAGCAAGUUGUCAACAAGUCGUUGUCAACAAGGGAACAAGCGGUGUGAACACAUCCUGUUGACAAGUUGGAACAGCAUAAUUGCUACAAGUCUGAAUUCUUUAUUUAGGGGAAAACGUUGAUUUGUUAUUUAUACGCACGGCAAGCCUAGCGUUCGACCAAGCAAUAUUGAGAGAAUACGAAGAUAUACAGAAUAUUGGAAGUGGUAAAAAACAACAGAUUGGAAACACAGUUAUAAGUAAGAUUACAAGUCAUACCAGGGGGGUGGGUCUACCGUGGGGGUGUAGGGGGCGUGCACCCCACCUAGUAGUGUCUAGCACACCUCCCUAGAGAAGCCAGCACCACCCUAAAAAAAUCUGCUUGACCAUACAUUUUCUGCUUUUCAAAUAGCGAUUAGCGGAACUUCUACUGUUAGCGCGUGUCGAUUUCUUGAAACGAUUUAAUUGGUUUGUGAGCUCACGAGAAAAUACUCAGAAUGCUUUAGUUAAAUAUCAUGGUUAAAUAUGUAAACGUAUCGAGGUUGUUAUACAGCUAUGUUUUCAAAUAUACUGUAGUUUAACAAGCAAAUUUACUGUGCUGUGCUUACGAACUGUCCAGUCACGCAUGCGUGGUAAAAAGCCGAUAUAAACUUUAUAAACAAAAGAUAAUGUAAAACGUAACAGAACGGCGAACAUGCAGAUUGGGCCAUCUCAAAUAAUGGUAAUGUUGGGAUAGUAGCGUUGCAGACUGCAGAGGAGAGUGGGCAGUAAGGCUCCCUCAUGCACCACCCCAUGGAAAACCUGCACCCCUUCUUGCAGAUGAGGCUAGAUCUAUCCCUGAGGCUAGAUCUAUCCCUGCUUAUUCAUCUUUUGUUAUUUUAGAACUUAAUAACAAUCCCCCUAACCGAGAAGCUUCAAAAAAGAAGGGUUGCUGCUGAGUGGAAAAAUUUAUGAAAAAACACAGUAAAAAUCUUUUGCCUGGUUUAGACACCGUACUUUUCAUGAGCCGAACUUAAUUAAGAGGCAAUGGUUUUCAAUGUUGCAGUGUAUUUGCGAUGAAAAGUAUUCGAAACCUAAAAUCUUUUUGGCAAUACUCUCAAAAUUACUUUGUUUUAACUUUAUUUUGUAGUUUACACAGUUAGCAACCUUUUUAAAUGUAUCUGGCGGUUGAGAAACACAAAAUAAUAGUUGAAUAUUGUCAAUUUAAAUACAAUUAUCAUUGAUGUUGUAAAAUUGACGCCAUAUUUAUACAGCAACGUAAGCAAAACUUACUGAACUUCAGAUAUCAUUUUCUCUUUGGCGUAUCAUCUAAAACCUCUUAUUUUAGCAUAAUUUUACAGAUAAAGCACUAAACAUACUUUUUAAGUUUUGUUUGCCGAUUGAGAAACGUAUCGAAAAAUAAAAAUUUUCAAUUUAGUCAUAACCUCAAGUGGAAUAUUAUACGCAUUAGUUUUGAGCGCGUGUUACGUAACAUACAAAAAAAUCUCCUCUUAAUGAGUUUGAGAUUUAAAAUUAAAUAUACGCGCUUAUUUUGGUUGACUAAAAUACGAAUUAAGAUCUGCUCAUGAAACAUACGGUGUCUAAACUGGGGCAGCAAAAAGUACAAGUAUAUUUUUAUAUACGCUUGCAAAAUAAUGUGAAGAAUUAUUAGGAUAAGGUGGUUUGAUACAGGGGAUAGACGAAAGAGUGAUUUUCAAGAUGGCGGCUAUUUUUCAAGAUCGUUAAAACGUGAAAGAAUCAAAUCAACAAACGAACAUGUUUUCCUUGACAAGUCUUGUUGCUGGUGUGCUUUUUGUUUAGAAAUAUUUCUUGUACAUGCACUUGUCAAGUUCGUCUUGGCGGCCGUACACGCAAUGAAAUUUUCCUUGUCCAAAACCUGGCAAGACUAGCUUUAAAUUGGAACAGGGGUCCUUUGCAAGGGAAAAUUUGGACCAGCUUUGAAAGAACAAUUUCCUUGACAAAGAAAACUUGUCAGUGUUUUGCAUAGAUAUCUUAUAUACACUAGAUAGCGCAUCUCUUUAAGUAAAAUUGAAGCCAAGAAUAUUCCAGCGGUUACCCCCAUUUGAAUAGAUGGCGGCCAUGUUGGAGUUUCCCACUCGCUAAUAAACGCUUAAAAAAACAACAAUAACUUUCAUCAUUUGAACAGUUUGAAAAUGUAUUUGGAAUAGGUUUAACUUACUGUUUAAGUUCCCUGUUUAAGAAAUAGAAAACAUACGAGUCUUCUCAUUUCAUGGGAAUAUCCUGAGUUUGCAAUCACGGCUUCAAUUUUUGAAUUGCAGAAUAAUUAGAUGCACUAUCUAGUGUAUAUAAGAUAUCUAUGAUGUUUUGCCGUACACGCGAGCAAAUAAAAAUUUUCAAGGAAAACAUGUUAAAGAAUACUACACAAUAAAUCGCUUGAUAGUAGAGCUGUGCGGUUAACCGAAAAAUUCUGUUCUCCCGGUACUUUUUUCAGCACCGAAAAAUUAUACACAAAAGAACCGGUAGUUUCGGUUUUAAUUUCCCGUUUAACGCCCGCCAAACGCCCACCUGAUUGCAGGUUGAAAUGUUUGGAAAAUAACAAGAUUGUGCUUUUUGUGCACAAUACGCACUGUACUAUAAGUGCUCGAAUAGUUGAUAUUUUAGUUGUGAUAGUUAUUGUUGUGAACUUGCUUUAAUUUUUUUUAAAAGCUAAGAAAUAUUUCAUCUUCAUAAAUAGAUUCCAAUUGUUUUUUUAAAAUAUUCAGAGAUUUAUAAAAACUUACAAAGGCAUAAAUUCAUCUAUUUAGUAAAAAUGCUCGAAACAUACAUAAAUGAGUUCAUACAUUUGUACUGUUCUUCUUUUUUGAAAAUAACCGAAACCGAACCGAGGUUUUUUUGUUCCAAAAAACCCGGAACGAGAUAAAAUUUUUGCAACCGCACAGCUCUAGUUGAUAGCAUGGUCAGACAAACUUUAUACGUAUUUUUAAGCGUAAAUGCAUUCUUAAGUGAAUACACAUACUUGCUGGGCUGUCUGUACUAAAUCUUCCUUCCGUCCAACCCUUUUAGCAAAAACCCUAAGGAUAAUAGCAUUAUUCAUUGUGUAUGAAUUGUAGUUAGUCUAGAUAGACUUAAGUUAUAAAUUGAAUUUCAAUGUAUUGAAUUAUUUAAUAAGGUAUGCGGUUCAAAGGUAUUUAGUUCGUAAAUUCUAAGUCAUAUAAUUAUAAAUUUCGAAAAUAAUAAAG